UGACGGAACAAGAACACAACUCGCGGGACGGUGAUUUGAAGCGCUGCUGCUCAGAUAGAGGUGGCUGGAUAGCUUGUUUUUGUGGGAGCGUGUCAUGCACCGCGUGCUGGCGCGAGCUGUGGCAAUGGGUCGUGGAGCAGAGCGCAUUUUAUCCGCCUCGACCGCCGCCAAUACCGGAAUUGCUGCCCAUGCCACAUCGACAACUACCAACACCAUGCCAACGACAGACUCAAACACACCAACCGGGGAUGACCGCUUCGCAUUUUUGUUUCCCGGGCAGGGAGCACAGGAACUUGCCAUGACCAAAAAUGAGCUGGAGCUUCCAGCCGUGGCUCAUCUCUAUGAGCGUGCAAAGGACAUUCUCGGCUAUGACCUACAAGCGAUUGUUAUGGGUACCGAUGAAGAUAAGCUGAGUCAAACGGAGUUUUGCCAGCCCGCCAUGCUUAUUGCGGGACUCGCCGCGGUGGAGCGACUUCGUGACACAGAUGCGUCAGCUGAAGCACGUUGCGUCGCAACAGCUGGUUUGAGCCUUGGCGAAUAUACGGCCCUGGUCUUUGCUGGAGCCCUGGACCUUGAUGAUGCAUUGCGCGUAGUCAAGGUUCGGGCUGAAGGCAUGCAAGCCGCCGGUCAAGCCCAGGCGGGUUGCAUGAUGACCGUCAUUGGACUGGAUGAUGAAACCUUGGAGGCUGAGUGUGCGUUGGCAUCCGAAGCGACACAAGAGGUGUGCACAGUGGCCAACAAGCUCGCCCCUAAGAUUCGCGCCAUUUCCGGCGGGCCCGCCGCCAUAUCACAUCUGGAGGCAAAGCUUGAGGGUAUCGCCCUCAAGCUGGUCCGCCUGCAGGUGAGCGGAGCCUUUCACUCCAGCCUCAUGGCCCCUGCGUCAGCAGCUUUGGCCGAUGUAUUGGAAACCGUUCCGAUCCGCAUGCCUCGCAUUCCGGUGAUUUCCAAUGUGACCGGCCAAGCCUACACGGAUCCGGAGCAAAUCCGUGCUUGCUUGAUCCGUCAGGUGGCUGAGCCUGUGCUUUGGGAUGUGAGCGUGCAGCACGCCUUGGAGGCCUUUCAGUGCACCAACAUCUAUGAGCUUGGUCCCCAGCGUCAAAUUAAGGCCAUGGUUCGCAAGAUUGCGCCGAAAAUGUUCAGGACGAUGGUCAAUGUGACCAUCUAAUCUGUGCUUGAGUCCAAAGCAAGUCGUUCGGGCCUUCUUUUCUUGUCCUGGCUCGCCCGUGAUGGUCCAACACACUGGUUGUGCUUGAGGAUGGGAUUUGGCUUCUCUCAUCGCUAUCCUGCGUACACUGGCUGAGGCAAUUUUUUUUUUCAAUUGUAAUCUUGUCUUUUU
Molecule: messenger RNA, 1336 nt
Organism: Monosiga brevicollis MX1
Lineage: Eukaryota; Choanoflagellata; Craspedida; Salpingoecidae
Exons: 12
Coding region: 95-1165 (356 amino acids)
Molecular function (GO): transferase activity
Source: RefSeq, a predicted model, not a curated record